UGGUCGGCUUUAUCUAUCCCGUCGGUUUCUCCUUGCCGAGAAAGGUUUUUGAAUGCACUGAUCAUGUAUACGGUAUCCAAGGGUCCUAGCAAAAUUGUCGCCAAGACGAGGCGAGGAAUUAAUCAAAAUCUUGAAAGACUAGAAAACCUUAGAGACUUGUCUCGCAAAAGUGAUCCUGAGGAGGACACCUCUGAAGAGGAUAAAAUCAAUCGCAAUGUUCCCAAACCAGUUUUCUACACAAAUGGAAAGCUGAAACCUAGCCUUCAGAGGCAUAGAACAAGACAAGAAGUUAUCACACCACAGCACGAAGAGUUAAUCAAGUUUGUUUGUGACUCUUGGAAUCAGAUCAAUGCCAGGCAGAGAUGUUCAUCUUCGGAUGAUUCAGAUCAGUAUGAGUCUUCCACAAAUGAAACGAUAGUUUACUAUAAUGAUGGGGAGCCUAAUUACGUUUUACAAGACUUCAAACCGUUCGAUCUGGAAUCAUGGUGGGGCAAAAGACUGUUUAACAACAUCACAAAAUCCCUCUGAACAACGAGGCCAAAACGCUGAAGCCUCUCUAAAAGAUAUAAAUAUGGUGUCUCCUUGUGUGUGCGGAGGGUGCAUUUUCACUUCUCGCGGAGUGAUUGCCGACUCGACGCCGGAUUAACGUUGCCGAGUAGACAAUAAUAGUUAUGUGCUCUACCGUGCGUGCGCGCGCUGGCAUAGCAAGCCGCCGCCGCGCCGUGUGUGUUGAUGAACUUUUAACGUUAUUAAACGUGAUUAUUCGUGCGAGCUGAGAAAAUGCCUAUUAUAUUUGAGAAAGAGGAGUAUGUCCGUGCGGUUGGGAUACGAUGAGUGCGCGCUGCAUAUAUCAUACACACACACAUACGCGUAUGGUCCUGUAUCGUUUAUUAGUAGUUUGAUUAUUUUCUAUGAUAUAUGAAUAUCGGUCCUUCGAUCAAAUGGAUCUCGGAGCAGAAAACAAAUUGUUACGCUAAUUUGUAUUCAGUCACUCGAACGAUUUCUCUCUCUCUCUCUCUCUCUCUCUCUCUCUCUCUCUCUCUCUCUCUCUCUCUCUCUCUCUCUCUCUCUCUCUCUCUCUCUCUCUCUCUCUCUCUCUCUCUCUCUCUCUCUCUCUCCUCUCCUCAUAAGGACAUCAGUUUCACUCGUUGCUUUUGAGUGACAUUUUUUAAAAGUUAUUAAAAAUAAAAAAAUUAAAAAAUAUAAAAAUAUGUUAUCGUUGUACUUUGUUAUACCAGGUAAAACUGAUGCUCCACUCUCUGGAUACUUUUCAAAUGGUAAAAAAUCAUGAUUGCUCGAGUGAAUGGUAAAAAUAAUGCGAAUGAACUUUCGAAAGCCUCUUAGCAAAAACUCGUUAGACUGAUAUAACUUAAGAUUCUAGUUAUUGUUUAAAACUAUGCGCAAGUUUAUAUACACGUAUAUGCAUUAAAUCGUCGCUGAUGCCCAAUCUUAUACAGCGAUAUGAUUAAAAUAAAACCUUAUAUAUGCGCAACUAACAAAAAAGAGGAAUACAAGAGUUCAAUGCGAACAAAAAUUCAGUGCCACUAUGAUUACUCUUUUUGUCCUCGAAUACGAUCUUCGUUGUACUCCCAUACGGUACUUUCAUACACUUACAGAAGUUAUAGUUCGUCUCUAACUGCAGUUUAAACAAGUGGCGCGUAGUCGAAGUGUAGUGCAAUAUGUAAAUACGUUUGGCACAUCCAGCCGAAUGUUAUUAGAUGUUUAAAGAAUAUACAUAUCUUUACAUAAUUUUUUCUUCUUUUUUUAUCUUUCCUCAA
Molecule: messenger RNA, 1778 nt
Organism: Phymastichus coffea
Lineage: Eukaryota; Metazoa; Arthropoda; Insecta; Hymenoptera; Eulophidae
Product: MAPK regulated corepressor interacting protein 2
Exons: 7
Coding region: 64-528 (154 amino acids)
Source: RefSeq, a predicted model, not a curated record